AAGAAUACUAUUUGAGAGGAAAAAAGGCAUAAAAAUGUGGUAAGAUUCGCUCCGUAACCGUCCUCCCUUUUCUAUAAGAACCGACCUCCCCCCACCAACAAGACAAAGCAAUUAUUCAAUUAAAAGUAUCAAAAUCAAAGAGAGAGAACAAUGGCCGCAACAGCAGAAAUGAUCCCAGCAGGAGAAGUGAUCGCUUGCCACACCGUCGAGGACUGGAACAACAAGUUGAAGGCAGCCAAAGAAUCCAACAAACUGAUUGUGAUAGACUUCACAGCAGUGUGGUGCCCACCUUGCCGUUUCAUUGCACCCAUCUUUGUCGAGCUCGCUAAGAAGCACCUUGAUGUUGUCUUCUUCAAGGUCGACGUCGAUGAAUUGGCUACUGUUGCUCAGGAGUUCGAUGUUCAGGCCAUGCCAACCUUUGUCUACAUGAAAGGCGAAGAGAAGCUCGACAAGGUUGUUGGUGCUGCCAAGGAGGAAAUCGAAGCCAAGCUUUUGAAGCACUCUCAAGUUGCUGCCGCUUGAUUAUCCUUCUUCUUCUUCUUCUUCUUCUUCUUCUUCUUCUUCUUCUUCUUCUUC
This is a messenger RNA of Brassica oleracea var. oleracea, 576 nucleotides long. Its product is annotated as thioredoxin H-type. NCBI's taxonomy places the organism in Eukaryota, Viridiplantae, Streptophyta, Magnoliopsida, Brassicales, Brassicaceae. The coding region runs from base 151 to 522 and encodes 123 amino acids. The transcript has 3 exons. The record is from RefSeq and is a predicted model, not a curated record.